GCGAUCAGCGCACACAGUGGUAGGUCUUUCCUGGACCUCGAAGAACCAUUGCGGCACCGAAUACUGCUCAUUCGCGAUGCACGAGUUCGCAUGUACACGAGUCGAACAAUUUCCGUGCAGGCAGACGUCAGUUUGCUGUGAGUACCGGCACCCUUCGUAGCCGUCGUGCUUCGCUAGUGUCGCAACCCGGAUCACCUAGCAGAACAGAUGCAAGUUGCGCUCGUGCGCACGGCAUCCACAAAUGCCACACCGCGGGCACGGUGUGCACACUUCGACUCGGCAUGCGAGUUUUAUUUCGACGAUGCGGAUGCCUUCUGCACCACGCUAGGGCAUCUCUACGUGCGUUCGCGAACGUACACGCACAAUUUCAGAUUCUUCCGGAAGCCUCGCCCUGGGAACUCUUCCGAAUCUUUUCACCGAUGCGCCCACUGUACGAGCGAUCAGCGCAGCACACCGCAAUAGG
Molecule: messenger RNA, 463 nt
Organism: Laetiporus sulphureus 93-53
Lineage: Eukaryota; Fungi; Basidiomycota; Agaricomycetes; Polyporales; Laetiporaceae
Exons: 3
Coding region: 208-462 (84 amino acids)
Source: RefSeq, a predicted model, not a curated record